AAAUACCUGAAGUGCCUGACGCUUACCUCAGCACCACUAACUUAUCCUAUCGGCAUCCGAUCUUAUCGCCUCACAUCCGAAAGGAAAUGCGCCAGACCCGCCGCAUCUGUCGGAUAACAACCUUCUUUGCGGGGUUGGUCUUGAUUUACACAAUGACCUCUAAGUCCUUCUUAUUAUUAUUUGCCAUCAAUUGGCAAAGAGGCCCACUACACCUCCUACAGGUGCCGAUCCGCCACACAUACAGACAUCGGACGCUUCCUCGGAGUUGACCCGGAGAACACCAUAACCGUUGAAGUACCCUUCUAUCUUCCGAAGAAAAAUAUAGAGCUCAGUCACUUAUAUAGCUUUCUCCACACCUCUUGUCGUGAAUUGAUCAUAACUCUUUGCAAACAAAGUCCUCUCUAUAUCCAUCCUUUUUUAUCCCGUGUAGAUAUCCUUUUGCGAACGCCUUCACGUGAACCAUCGGCAAACCAGACAUGGGGAGUGUGUAUUCACCUGUCCGUGAGACGGGGCGUAUCUUUUCCUACCUCUGUGAUCAAUCCGAGCGUCUCAAUCUUCCUUCGGAGGUAGUGGAAAGCAAGAAUGCGGUAUCUUUCGACUCUUCUCAUGAUGAGGUUUACUAUCCCAUUCCUUUCAAAGAGACAGAAACUCUGGCUGCCUUGAAAGGUGUCGAAGGAUCCGUGGCAGCCGCAAUUGCGAACCUGCGCUAUGGAUCUCAAAAGCGCGUUGUGAAGGUUAACCUUGAGCGAGCUACAGCUUUUGGUUGCCAGGCAUACAUGGCAAAAGUGGACGGACUGUCUAAGCUGGACCCGGAGGUCAAAAAGAGGUUGAAAGAUACCGAUUUGCUUGCGGCACAGUCUAAUGGUUACCGUCGGAUGUCUGCAAAUCUGUACAAAACUAAGAACGAGGGUGAAUACUUCCAUAUCCAUGGCUCCCUCGAGGCCACGACGACGCUGAAUAUGAUUGGAUUGGAUGGUCACCGUCCGGAUCUGAUGGACUACGAAGAGAUUAUCAAAGUCAUUGAGAGCCACGUGCAGAAAUACACAGCCGCAGAGUUAGAAGAGAUGAAUAAGGAGAGAAAGCAAGCUGGUGUGACAGCAUUUAAAUACGAAGACUUUAUCAAAACCCCUCACGGUGAACUUAACGUCCAACAACCCCCAUGGAAGGUGUCCCGCCUUAAGGGUGACCUGCCGCCCACACCCUUUCCCACCAGUCGCCCGGGGAGCAAGAAGAUUCUUGAAGGAAUUAAAGUCUUGGAGCUCUGCCGCAUCAUUGCCGGCCCCACUGUUGCACGCAUCUUGACCGAGUACGGAGCAGAUGUUUUGAAGAUCACCAGUCCGAGCCUCUCUGAUGUGCCAUUCUUCCAAGUGGAUGGUAACAUGGGCAAGCACGCUGCGGAUUUGGACCUGAAAGCGGAAGAAGGACGGCGCCAGUUUGAAGAGCUUUUGGCUGAUGCAGAUGUGGUUGUGGACGGAUACCGCCCAGGGGCCAUUGAAAAACUGGGCUAUGGCCCUGAAGCUCUCUCCUCACUGGCAGAGAAACGCGGAAAGGGAAUCGUGUACGUGAACGAGAAUUGCUUCGGGUAUGAGGGAGAAUGGGCCGGCCGCGCAGGCUGGCAACAGAUUGCGGACUGCGUGACCGGUGUUGCCUGGGCACAAGGACAAUUCAUGGGACUCUCGAACCCCGUGGUUCCCCCCUUCCCUAUUUCAGACUAUGGCACUGGUUGCAUGGGUGCCAUUGCAGCAUUGACUGGACUCUAUCACAGAGCGAAAACUGGCGGCUCCUACCAUGGGAAAGCGUCCCUGAUGCACUACGAUCUACUGCUCUUCGCUGUAGGAAAAUACUCCGAGGAGGUACAGGAGAAAAUGCGAGCUGCGCAGCCCCCAGAAUUCUUCAAACUGAGACACUGUGACAGCGUGGAUCGCAUCUCUUCGACUGUUCUGAAGAUCAUGCAGGCCCGGUUCCCUCAUCUCUAUGUGGCCGCCGAUAGUGCCUCGGGACAAGAGGCGCUCACAGAGAAAUGGUACUCCAAGGCUUACAGCGCGGAUAUUGAGGUUGUCCGACCAAUCUGUGAAAUUGAUGGUGUCGAGAACAAAUUUGAGAGGGCUUCCCGGCCCAACGGAACCGACCGGGCCAGCUGGGAGGAUUUCAGAGAGGUCGAAGAAGAUCACAAGAAGGCUUAAUUGUUCCAGACUGUAUAUACAACUGUAUAA
Molecule: messenger RNA, 2213 nt
Organism: Aspergillus caelatus
Lineage: Eukaryota; Fungi; Ascomycota; Eurotiomycetes; Eurotiales; Aspergillaceae
Product: CAIB/BAIF family enzyme
Exons: 4
Coding region: 477-2183 (568 amino acids)
Molecular function (GO): catalytic activity
Source: RefSeq, a predicted model, not a curated record